Molecule: messenger RNA, 1160 nt
Organism: Panonychus citri (citrus red mite)
Lineage: Eukaryota; Metazoa; Arthropoda; Arachnida; Trombidiformes; Tetranychidae
Product: cuticle protein 38-like
Exons: 4
Coding region: 149-793 (214 amino acids)
Source: RefSeq, a predicted model, not a curated record
AUUGGGCGUGACUCAGGCCAACAGUAUAUAAGGUAGCGUUCGUUAUGUAGUCAGGCCAUUCGGGUUAUCCAAAGUAAAGCAAACACAAAAAAAAACUUUAAAACUUUUCAUCUUAACGAGAAAUCAACAAACACAAAACUCAAUCAACAUGCAAUCAAUGAUCGUUUUCGCUGUUCUCUUCUCAGUUGCCUCCGCUGGUGUUAUCCACGCUCCAGCCGCCGCCAUCGUUGCUUCAGCUCCAGUUUUCACCAAAACUAUUCACCAUCAACCCGCUCUUGCUCCAGUACAAACUGUUGAACGAACUGUUCAAGCUGUUGCCCACCCAUCAGUCACCACCCUUCACCAAGCUCCAACCACCGUCCUCGCUAAGGCCCCACAAAUCUCAGGAUACUCAUACACAUCUGAUGUCCGACACGACGCUACCGUCGCUGCUGCUCCAGUUGCCGUUGCCGCACCAGUUGUUCACGCUGCACCAGUCGUUCACUCUGCUCCAGUCGUUCACUCUGCUCCCCUUGUUCACUCUGCACCUCUUGUCCACCCAGCUCCAGUCGCCGUAGCUGCACCAGUUGCCCAUGCUGUUCCCGCUCCAAUCGUCAGUGCCCCAACUGUCCAUGCUUCACCCGCUCUCGUUGCUGAGACCCCAGUCGUUAACUCAUACUCAGUCGAGACUGGCCGAACUCACGUUGCCACCCAACAACAUUACGGAGUCGCUCAUGUUCCCGGUGUUGUCAAUGUCCCAUUCGCCAAGGCCGUCCCAGCAGCCCCAGUCUUAGCUGCCCCUGCUUACUGGUAAAUCCAAUCAAAAUCAAAUAACUUGAGCUAAACACAGAAUUGAAAUGAAUUGAUUCAAUUUAAAUCAUUUCAAUGCUUAAUCACUGUCACUUUUCACUCGCCAUAAGACCAAACCAUGAUGCGAAUCAUACACACACACUCAAGAUUAAUUAACUUUUUUAUAUUAAAACCAGUGAUCACAAUUUUCGAUCAAUAGUAAACCUCAAACCUCAAACCUGUUCCCCUCUCACUCCAAACCCACUUCCCACUCCCUACUUUGCCUCUUCCCUCUUCCAAUCGUUUUGUAAAAAAAAUGUCCAAACAAAUUUAGGCUUUAUUUUUGUCACAAUUGAACAAAAAUAAAAUCACUUUUAAUUAUCUGAAUCAAA